Nymphaea colorata (pocket water lily) is the source of this 2114-nucleotide messenger RNA. RefSeq names its product D-glycerate 3-kinase, chloroplastic. Lineage: Eukaryota; Viridiplantae; Streptophyta; Magnoliopsida; Nymphaeales; Nymphaeaceae. The transcript has 13 exons. Gene Ontology annotation, biological process: photorespiration. Bases 5 to 1456 code for a protein of 483 amino acids. Gene Ontology annotation, cellular component: cytoplasm. The record is from RefSeq and is a predicted model, not a curated record.
GAAGAUGAAAAAAUAUCCAGUGGCCUCCAACGACCGACUGGAUAGGCUCCGCUCGAAUCUGUCCUCUCCUUCGCACUCUCCACCUCUCUCAUAUGAAAAAUCCGCGAAUUCCCUCUUUGGUUUCUUUUGUUUAUUUGAAGUACGGGAAGUUGAAGAAGGCAUGGUGGGUUUGAGCGUCCUCUGCCACCACCACCAUCUUCCUUGCCUCCCCUCCGAAUGGAGCAUCUCCACCUCGGCCACGACGUCCUCCCAUUCUUGUUCCUUUCACUCACGCAACCACUUGGCUUCUUCCUUUUUUUCUCUCCACCGCCAUGAUGUGCAGAGGCCGUCUUGGUCUCAAGGACUGUCUUUAUAUUGCAACAAUUUUAUCAGAAGCAAUGGAAGGGAGCUUACAAUUCCGCGCUCAACAUUCUCAACGACACCAGCAAUGGUUGCCGCUGUUCAUGACCUUUUUGAUUUCAUUUGCUCCGGUCCAUUGAUGAGCAAGUUAGGCCUCACGCAAGAGAUAGUGACUGAAACCAUAGAUAGAUGGUUGGAGUAUGGAAGUCACUUGUGUAGAUUGUUUGGCAUGAACGAGCUGGAUCUGCCCAUUUCCGAUAAGAUCAGAAUAUAUCACUAUUAUAUCCCAGUGUUUGUUUGGUGCCAAAAGGAGAUACUGUACCACAAAUCUAAGUUCAAAGAUGGUGAACAAGCUCCACCAUUGGUGAUUGGAAUCAGUGCUCCUCAAGGAAGUGGAAAAACAACUCUAGUCUAUGCUCUCAACCAUCUUUUCCAAGUCACUGGAAGGAAUUCAGCAACAUUGUCGAUUGAUGACUUUUAUUUGAAAGCUGAGGAUCAAGUAUGCAAUGCAAAACUUCGCAGUGAAAAUCCUGGGAACUCUCUUUUGGAGCUACGAGGAAAUGCUGGAAGCCAUGACUUGCCAUUCUCUGUUGAGACAUUAAAUACUUUACGCAAUUUAACUAGAGCAGGCCAAAAAAUGCAACUUCCACGUUAUGACAAAUCUGCAUAUGGUGGAAAAGGAGACAGAUCUGAUUUAUCGACUUGGCCUGAAGUUGAAGGACCGUUGGCGGUUGUCUUGUUUGAAGGCUGGAUGCUUGGUUUUAAACCACAACCUCCUGAUGAUGUCAAAGCAGUUGAUCCAAAGCUUGAUGUGGUCAAUAGCAAUCUUGAAGCUUAUUAUGAUGCAUGGGAUAAGUUUGUAGACUCGUGGAUAGUUAUCAAGAUAAAGAAUCCAGAAUGUGUUUAUCAGUGGCGAUUGGAGGCGGAGGUUGCCAUGAGAGCAGCCGGGAAGCCUGGGAUGUCUGACCAGGAGGUUCUGGACUUCGUUUCACGUUAUAUGCCUGCUUAUAAAGCGUAUCUGCCAACCCUUUAUUCAGAGGGCCCACGCGGUGCAGACAAAAAUCACCUCCUAGUUGUUGAAAUCGAUGAAUAUCGUAAUCCUGUAGUUGCACAAUGAUUAAGAUGCUUCCACUACAGUUGGCUCAAUCUACAUGUUCUCCCAGACAAGUAACUAAGAAGAUAUGGGAGGAACUAUGUGGGGCUGGUUCAUGUACACAAAAUUACAGAAUAAGCAUCUCUUGUUAAUUCAAUUUUGGGACCAAUUAUGAAACGUUCAGUAAUAAGUCAUUGACAUGUGUUCAUCUGUAUAAUCUCUUUCACUCUAAUUCACAUGGUGUACAUUCCAAUACCAUCAUAUCCUUAAGAUCUUCUGGUAAUUUUUGAACAAUAUCAUAUAGACCAUCCUUUGGAAAUCAUCAGCGGCUUUGCUCUUGGAAAUUCCAUGUAAAAGGUAUAAAUCAAAAAGAAGAAUCACCAACUGUAUAUUUUGGAGCUAAUCUUUCUUUCAUCUUGUAGGUUAUUGUCCAAUGCAAACCACAGUGGAAGAAGUAAUUACAAGAAAAAUUGGUUGGCACCUAUGACCACUAUGGAUGAAGUAAAUAUAAGAGCUUGUGGCACCAGUCAUCGGCAUUCUUCUGAAAAUGAAAAGAAGAUAAUCAUUUGCUGAAUGUAUUUAGUAUUCUUAAAUAUCUCUAGCUCAUCUGGUUCUCUUUCUUUUUGUUCUCUUCGGCUGUAAGAUUGACUGAAAUGCAUUAUCGUAUCUAUUCUUUGAUUCA